GUCCGGGAGAUGCUGCGCAUGAGGGACUCCAACGGGGCCAGGAUGCUGACCUUGAUAACGGAGCAGUUCAUGGCCGAUCCUCGGCUCUCCCUCUGGAGGCAGCAGGGGACAGGCAUAAGGCAGCUCUGGGAUGAGCUGGGGGCGCUGUGGGUGUGCGUGGUGUUAAACCCACACUGCAAGCUGGAAGAGAAAUCCUGCUGGCUCCGGCAGCUGCGCAAGUGGGGUGAGAUGGACGUCUGUCCCCUGGAAGAUGGCAAUUACGGUAACGAGCUUCCCAACAUCACCAAUGCGCUUACGCAGAGCUCCGGUCACAGCCAAGACUCGCUGGCCAGGCCCAGACGAACUGUGUUCACCCGGGCGAUCGAGGGCUGUGACCUCCACUGGCAGGACAGCCACCUGCAGCGCAUCAUUAGCAGUGACUUCUACGUAUCUCCUUCCUACCAGCGGGAGGGUGAGAGCCUCCUCUUCAACUCCCAGGGGCAGCCGCUGUGGCUAGAACACGUCCCGACAGCCUGCGCUCGGGUGGAUGCCCUGCGCUCCCACGGCUAUCCCAGAGAAGCUCUCCGACUAACUGUUGCCAUAAUCAACACCCUGCGACUGCAGCAGCAAAGGCAGCUGGAAAUCUAUAAGCAUCAGAAGAAAGAGCUGCUGCAGCGAGGAGCAACAACCAUCACCAACUUGGAGGGCUGGGUGGGCCACCCUCUGAACCCCAUUGGCUGCCUCUUUCUCACCCUGACCGAAGCUUGUAGAUUAGAAGAGGAAAAUUGCCUUGAAAUUUCAGACGCUGGGGACUCCAAACCCCCAGUGUAUCAACACGUGCCCGUUGCGACCGGCAGCCAAGACAGCGGCGAGUCCUACCUGUCCCUGGCCUUAGAGGUGGCUCUGAUGGGGAUGGGUCAGCAGAGAGUGAUGCCUGAAGGUCUCUAUGCCCAGGACAAGGUGUGCCGCAAUGAGGAGCAGAUCAUCGCCCGGCUGCAGGACCUGGAGCUGGACCCGGUGCUGGUGCAGACCCUGCGGAAGCAGUGCAUCUUGCUGCUGGAAGGUGGUCCCUUCAGCGGCUUGGGAGAAGUCAUCCACCGCGAGAGCGUCCCCAUGCACACCUUUGCCAAAUACCUGUUCUCUGCCCUGCUGCCCCACGAUGCAGAUCUGGCGUACAAGCUGGCUUUGCGGGCCAUGAGGUUGCCUGUCCUGGAGACCACGGCGCCGUCCGGUGACGUGACUCACCCCCACCAUCUGGUCUCGGUGGUCCCCAGCAGAUACCCACGCUGGUUCACCCUGGGGCACCUGGAGUCGCAGCAGUGUGAGCUGGCCUCCACCAUGCUCACGGCAGCCAAAGGGGACAUGCUGCGCCUACGCACGGUGCUGGAGGCCAUCCAGAAGAACAUCCACUCCUCCUCCUUGAUCUUCAAGCUGGCCCAGGACGCGUUCAAGAUUGCCACGCCAGCUGACAAAUCGCUGCUCAAUGUAGCGCUGGAGCUGGGGCUCCAGGUGAUGCGCAUGACCCUGUCCACCCUCAACUGGCGGCGGCGGGAGAUGGUGAGGUGGCUGGUGACGUGUGCUACCGAAGUGGGGGUGAGGGCCCUGGUGAGCAUCCUGCAGAGCUGGUACUCGCUGUUCACUCCCACGGAAGCCACCAGCAUUGUGGCGGCCACGGUGAUGUCCCACAAUACCAUCCUGCGUCUGAGCCUGGACUACCCUCAGCGGGAAGAGCUGGCUAGCUGCGCCCGCACCCUGGCCCUGCAGUGUGCCAUGAAGGACCCACAGAACUGCGCCCUGUCUGCCCUGACCCUCUGCGAGAAGGACCACAUCGCCUUCGAGACCGCCUACCAGAUCGUCAUCGAUGCCGCCUCCACUGGCAUGACCUACACCCAGCUCUUCACCAUCGCUCGCUACAUGGAGCACCGGGGCUACCCGCUCCGGGCAUUCAAACUGGCCUCGUUGGCCAUGACACAUCUCAACCUGGCCUACAACCAGGACACGCACCCAGCGAUCAAUGACGUGCUCUGGGCCUGCGCCUUGAGCCACUCUCUGGGCAAAAAUGAGCUGGCGGCCAUCAUCCCACUGGUGGUGAAGAGCGUGCACUGUGCCACGGUGCUCUCGGACAUCCUUCGCCGCUGCACCAUGACGGCCCCAGGGCUGGCCGGCAUCCCCGGCCGCAGGAACUCGGGGAAGCUGAUGUCCACCGACAAAGCCCCCCUGCGGCAGCUGCUGGACGCGACGAUAAGCGCCUACAUCAACACCACCCACUCCCGGCUCACCCACAUCAGCCCGCGGCACUACGGGGAGUUCAUCGAGUUCCUCAGCAAGGCCAGGGAGACCUUCCUCCUGGCACAGGACGGGCACAUACAGUUUGCCCAGUUCAUUGACAAUCUCAAACAAAUCUAUAAAGGCAAGAAAAAACUGAUGCUGCUGGUGCGGGAACGGUUUGGGUGAGCCCCGGCCCUGGCCAUGCUCACUGGCAGGGUCCGGCUGCAGCACGGGGACUCGGGAGAGAAGAAGGAAGGAAAGUAGAGAUCACCUUCCCCCCAUUGGCAGAGGCUGCUCUGUUCUGGUCUUCUGUUUCUUUUUUUUUGUUUUCUUUUUUUGUUUUUUUUUUUCUUUCUUGAUCUUGAAUUUAACCAUUUCACACGCUGAGAGGAUCCAGAGAUUCCUUGGGCACAAACCAAAAGGCAACCACGGGGAAAAAGGAUGGUUCGCUCAGCCCCCUGCCCUCCCUUGCCAAUACCAAAAGCUAACCUGGAAAUCUAAUACCUCUUUCCUGAAGGAAGCGGUCGCUGGAGGGAUCUGAAGGUUGCAAAGUGCAAAAAUCUUUAAAAUUAUGU
This is a messenger RNA of Balearica regulorum gibbericeps (East African grey crowned-crane), 2822 nucleotides long. NCBI's taxonomy places the organism in Eukaryota, Metazoa, Chordata, Aves, Gruiformes, Gruidae. The record is from RefSeq and is a predicted model, not a curated record.